UCACGGGAGAGAGAGACCAACGUCCGCAACUGCCAAACCGAGCGACUUUGGCUUGCACUUGGAGCUUCACCUUCGGCUCUAGCCUCUAACAAUGGCAACCACCAUCCUCCUCCCUCAGCCCCUCGCCGAUCUCUCCUCCUCUCCUCGCUUCCUCCCUCGCCGGAGCCCUAGCCGUCUCCUCCUCCCUCUCGCCGGCCUCGCCGCCGGCCGGUCUCGCCGAGGGCCUCGCUCGUCCAAGCCUCUCACCGCGCGAUUCGCUCUGACGGAGUCGGAUCCCCGGCAAUCGCUCGAGUCCAGCUCCGGCCCGCUCCUCCGAGACCUCGCCGAGAGCUUCGACCUUCCUUCGGAUUACUUUGCUCAGCUCCCGCGCGACCUUCGCUUGGAUCUGAAUGAUGCGGCUUUUGACCUUUCGAACGGGCCGGUUGUUGAUGAGUGUGGUGAAGAACUUGGAGAGAUAUUGUUAAAUUUGUCGAAAUCAUGGGAGCAGGCUGACACUUCGACAUCUAGGACUUUGGCAAGCAAACUCCCUCUGCUAGAGAGCUCUUUGACUGAUAAUGCUAAAUCAGCAUUGGGGAAGCGCUUAUUAUCUGCUGGAAGGAGGUUCCAGUCCAUGGGACAGUAUGGUCAAGGCGAACUUGACAAGAUUGCAAGGAUAAUGAUUGCAACUGGAAAGCGUUUGGCUGCAACCCAAGUAUCUGCUGCAACAGUUGAAGAACCUAAGAAGGAAGCCCGAACUUUUAAGUAUGGAGAACUUCAGGUAGAAGUAACAUCUGAUAAAGCCAACAUUGGGGCUGCUAUUGGUUUUGCAUUUGGAAUUCUUUCAUGGCAACUAGCUCAAGGUGUUCAAAACAUCCCAGAGAGCUCUCUGCAGUAUGCAAAUGAUAAUGCUUUGCUGCUGGCCAAGUCUCUUAGGGGUGCUCUACUUGCGAUGGGCUAUUCAUCAGCUAUCUUGUCUGCAUUUGCAUCCUUUGGUCUUCUUGUACUUGCAAGACGGCUUAAAUCUGACAUGGCGUUCAAAUGCUCCGCCUCGGACCUCGCCUCGCUCACCAACUCCACGGCCGUCAACCCCAGCGAUGCCCUCAUGGCCACCUUCCUCUGCGGCCGCCUCGACGCCAUCUCCAACCAGUUCGUCGACACUGCCCACGCGGUCGACACCACCUACCUCCUCUUCUCCGCCUACCUCGUCUUCUCCAUGCAGCUCGGCUUCGCCAUGCUCUGUGCCGGCUCUGUCCGUGCCAAGAACACCAUGAACAUCAUGCUCACCAACGUCCUCGACGCUGCCGCCGGUGGCCUCUCCUACUACCUCUUCGGCUUCGCCUUCGCCUUCGGCUCCCCCUCCAAUGGCUUCAUCGGCCGCCACUUCUUCGGCCUCAAGGAGAUCCCCUCCGACACCUUCGACUACAGCUUCUUCCUCUACCAAUGGGCCUUCGCCAUCGCCGCCGCCGGCGUCACCAGUGGGUCCAUCGCCGAGAGGACCCAGUUCGUGGCCUACCUCAUAUACUCCACCUUCUUGACGGGCUUCGUCUACCCGAUAGCCUCUCAUUGGCUAUGGUCCGUCGAUGGUUGGGCCAGCCCAUCCCGGACGGACGGCAACCUGUUAUUCGGGUCCGGCGCCAUCGACUUUGCCGGGUCGGGCGUGGUCCACUUGGUGGGGGGGAUAGCUGGUUUGUGGGGAGCCCUCAUCGAGGGCCCGCGCAUCGGCCGGUUCGACCACGCCGGGCGGGUCGUGGCCUUGCGGGGUCACAGCGCGUCCCUCGUGGUCCUCGGCUCCUUCUUGCUGUGGUUCGGGUGGUACGGGUUCAACCCGGGCUCGUUCAUCACCAUCCUGAAGGCUUACAACACCAGCGGCGGAUACUACGGCCAGUGGAGCGCGGUGGGGCGGACGGCCGUCACGACCACGCUGGCCGGCUCCACCGCCGCCCUCACCACGCUGUUCGGCAAGCGGCUGCUGGUGGGCCACUGGAACGUCAUCGACGUGUGCAACGGCCUGCUCGGCGGGUUUGCCGCCAUCACGUCGGGGUGCUCCGUGGUGGAGCCGUGGGCCGCGAUCGUGUGCGGGUUCGUGUCCGCGUGGGUGCUCAUCGGCUUCAACAAGCUGGCGGAGCUGGCCAAGUACGACGACCCGCUCGAGGCGGCCCAGCUCCACGGGGGCUGCGGCGCCUGGGGGCUGAUCUUCACUGGCCUCUUCGCGAAGCAGCGGUACGUGGACGAGGUGUACGGCGGGACGGAGCGGAAGCACGGGUGGCUCGUGGGCGGCGACGGCCGGCUGCUGGCGGCGCAGGUCGUGGAGGUCCUGGUGAUCGUGGGGUGGGUGACGGCGACGAUGGGACCGCUCUUCUACGGGCUCCACCGGCUGAGGCUGCUGAGGGUGUCCGGCGAGGACGAGAAAGAGGGCAUGGAUCUGACGAGGCACGGCGGGCUCGCCUACGUCUACCACGACGGGGACGACCAGCUGAUCGACGCCGCCGCCCCCAGCGUGAAGAGGGCGGGGCCAAAGAAUCAGAGCCCCGCCCCGAACGUCGCUGAUCAGGCCAGCACGCCAGCCGUCUGAUGAUCAUCCUUCUCGCGUGGGGAGUGGGCUCACGUGCUGCGCAGGAUUUGGACGGCUGCGAUUCGCUUCCAUAAAUAUUAGGGGUGUGCUCCAGAACACGAGGGGGGUUCGCAUGUAUUUACACCAUUUUGUCGUCAUCCCUCUCUCUCUCUCUCUCGUGUCCUUUUCUUAUCUUAGAAAGAUAAUCCUCAAAUCGAGAAGAAAUAAUAAUAUAAAAAAAUGGAUGAGCAUAAGCUAUUUAUUCGAGCUAGGUUGUAAUUUUAAUGUGUAAGAUAUAUCGAAAAUCAGUGUU
Syzygium oleosum is the source of this 2843-nucleotide messenger RNA. RefSeq names its product ammonium transporter 1 member 1-like. The coding region runs from base 92 to 2551 and encodes 819 amino acids. Gene Ontology annotation, cellular component: membrane. Gene Ontology annotation, biological process: ammonium homeostasis; ammonium transmembrane transport. Lineage: Eukaryota; Viridiplantae; Streptophyta; Magnoliopsida; Myrtales; Myrtaceae. The transcript is spliced from 10 exons. Gene Ontology annotation, molecular function: ammonium channel activity. The record is from RefSeq and is a predicted model, not a curated record.